CACAGGGACAGGGGGACAGGGGGAUAUGGGGACAUGGGGACGUGGGGACAGGGGGACGUGGGGACAGGGGGACACGGGGACAUGGGGACACAUGGGGACACGGGGACGUGGGGACAUCCCGCCCCGGUCCCGCAGUGCUGGUGCGGCGCGGCCCCGACGGCAAGGCGCAGCUCGUGCUGCUGGACCACGGCCUCUACGAGUUCCUCAGCGAGAGGGACCGCCGCGCGCUGUGCCAGCUGUGGCGAGCCAUCGUGCUGCGCGAUGACGCCGCCAUGCGGAGCCGCUCGGCCGAGCUGGGCGUCAAGGAUUACUUCCUCUUCUGCGAGAUCCUGAUGCAGCGCCCGCUGCACGGGGGGCAGCUGGCCCUGGCCAACGUGCUGACGCGGGAGGAGGCGGCCUACAUGCAGGACAUGGCCGCCCAGCACUUCCAGCGCAUCGUGGCCGUGCUGCGCGCCCUGCCGCGGCCCAUGCUGCUCGUCUUCCGCAACAUCAACACCGUGCGCAGCAUCAACGCCGCGCUGGGGGCCCCGGUCGACCGCUACUUCCUCAUGGCCAAGAGUGCCGUGCGGAGCUGGGGCCGGCUCAGCAGCGAGCGCGCCGCCGGU
Messenger RNA from Oxyura jamaicensis (ruddy duck), 605 nucleotides. RefSeq lists its product as uncharacterized. NCBI's taxonomy places the organism in Eukaryota, Metazoa, Chordata, Aves, Anseriformes, Anatidae. The transcript has 4 exons. The record is from RefSeq and is a predicted model, not a curated record. The annotation marks the transcript as partial.